Messenger RNA from Fusarium falciforme, 1071 nucleotides. RefSeq names its product Protein kinase domain-containing protein. Gene Ontology annotation, molecular function: protein serine/threonine kinase activity; ATP binding. The transcript has a single exon. NCBI's taxonomy places the organism in Eukaryota, Fungi, Ascomycota, Sordariomycetes, Hypocreales, Nectriaceae. Gene Ontology annotation, cellular component: autophagosome; cytoplasm. Bases 133 to 1071 code for a protein of 312 amino acids. The record is from RefSeq and is a predicted model, not a curated record. Gene Ontology annotation, biological process: peptidyl-serine phosphorylation; autophagy; protein autophosphorylation.
GCACUAACUGGCUCAAGCAAUAUUGUGGCAUCGUUAUCCUACCAGUUCUACCGACACCCCUUAGCAGCCCAAGCGCACGAAGAACCCGCUACGAUCUCCGCGUCACGACUACCCCCAAACGCCUCCUUAUCGAUGCUCAUGGAAGCUAUGGAGAAGUCAAGUCGUUCGGUGCAUGCACAGAUUGGACCUCAUCUGCUCAGCCUUGGUAGCACUGGGUUUACGUUCAAGCUGAACAAAUAUAUCGUUGUCAAGAAGGUCCGCCCUGGCCGAGAUUGCAACCUGGCCAAUGAACGAACUAUUUUCGACAUACUUGAGCGCCAUCCUCCGUCGCCGUAUAUUGUCCGAAGUUUCUACCGAACCGAGGAAGCGAUCUUCCUGGAAUAUGCCACGAAUGGAGAUCUUGCAUCCCUUCUCAGGGAAGAACAGCAGAGAGACGAGUCAUCUCAGCGAGUGACCGGGGUUAUGAGAAGACAACCCCUAGAGCGUUGUUUCCGUUGGAUGAAGCAGCUUGGCGCUGCUGCCGCUUGGCUUGAAGAGCUUGGUCUGGCCCACUGCGACAUUCGUCCUGGGAAUAUGCUUUUGUAUCCCGCUGGACACGUGAAGCUAGCAGACUUUGACCGUACACUCAAGAUGGGAGAGGAUAUGUUGUCUGGAACGGAGCCAUUCGCCAGACUUCUUGGCGACGAGGGUGGCCCAGAUCGCGGGACGUAUGGAAAGGCUGGCUGCCGAACUGAACAGUUUGCCAUUGGGUCGGUCUUCUAUUCAUUGACUCGCGGCUACGACCCGUUUGAGGACCAAUGGUGGGGUCCGGAUCACGGCCCAAUUCGUAUGCAGAAGCUACAGAAGAUGGAACUUCCCCGAAUAGGCCACUUGGAAUGUGAUGACGUUAUAUGGAGUUGCUGGCAUGGCCGAUAUAAGUCCAUCACAAAACUUGCUGCUGACAUUGCCGCUAUGGAUGGAGAUGCCUGGAGAGUCACUUGCGAGGAGGAUCCUCUUUGGGUCAAAGCAAGAAUACAUGAGUCCGAGACGAUUGCCCAAAGCGGGAUUCUGGAGCAAUUGAUAACCUGCUAG